Messenger RNA from Venustampulla echinocandica, 3228 nucleotides. RefSeq lists its product as uncharacterized. The coding region runs from base 1 to 3228 and encodes 1075 amino acids. The record is from RefSeq and is a predicted model, not a curated record. Lineage: Eukaryota; Fungi; Ascomycota; Leotiomycetes; Helotiales; Pleuroascaceae. The transcript is spliced from 5 exons.
AUGUCUUUUGGAUUCUCAGUCGGCGACUUCAUUGCAUUGGGGUCACUAAUCGCAGAUAUCGCCAGCAGUCUUCGAGAAGCAGGUGGUUCGAAAUCCGAAUACCAAGAGAUUCUUCGUGAGCUCGAGGGACUCGAACAUGCCCUCUCCCACCUAGACAAGCUUCAGUCUGGCGACGCAUGUUCUACGAGCAUCGCCUCGAUCAAAUACGCAGCUCUGAGCUGCAGAAGGCCACUUGAACAAUUCCUCAACAAGAUCAAGAAAUAUGACAGUGCACUUGGUGUAUGGAGCAAGGCAGGGACGAUCAGGAGCGCCGCAGACAAAUUGAAAUGGGCAUACACGCAAAAAGACGAGACAAGGAAGCUUCAGAUCUAUUUGAAUAUUCAUGUUGGGACGAUCAAUAUUUUGCUAGCUGAGCAUGGAUUAGAGAGGAUGGAUAUUGCGUCUGAGAGGAGUGAGAGGGACCAGCUGCAAAUACGGGAUAGGCUUGAAAAUACUCAAAAGGUUAUCGAGCGGAUCCAUAGUAGCGCUCAAGCUCAGGCUCAGGCUGUGGCGGUAGCCAACUCUAUGUUAGGGAAGCUUUUUCAGACGGUCAGCGGCGAGGUCAUAACAUCUUUAAAGUCGCUUGCUGGUAUAGUAUCGAAAGUGUGUAUUUCUACUCAGCAAAUAUACAAAGUUGUCCUUGAGAUUAAAAGCGCCAUCGAUCCUGGAGAUAUGAGAUGGACUUACUUUCAAGCACCUCUGAUCGUAGAGGAUGCCCUGGGAUUCAAAUUUCCUGUCCCUUCGGAAUACGACUACGGCUUGCUUGACACCAUUAUUAAGCAUAGAUUUCUAGAAGGUCCUGGCUCGUUGGAUGUCAACCUGGGAAAUUACGAACUGUUUUACGCCAGGGACAGCAGCCAAGUCAUUUCUGCCCAAGUAAGACUAUUGCCAGGAACUAGUAUCACUAUGGCUAUCCUUGUCGGGAGAACGGGGCUGUCUGACCAGGAAUGCCCUAUGUCACGGUGUAAAUCCAAUCGAACAACCGCCGCCCCAGGAGGUGGCCAGAUCUGCUGUGAAUGUAAAGUUUUUUUCGAUAAGUCGAGCAAGAAGCGAAGGAUUUUUCAAGAUCUCUCAGACAGUAUCAGCCAGCACAGUAACAAAGUAAGACCAGGAAAGCGGAAAUCCGACUUCAACCAUGAUGCAAGGAAACGUCUCAAAACAUCCAGCGGAGAGGUUAACGUACACUCAUUCAAGAAUGUGAGAUGGACUGUAGAGUACGUACCUUUGAAAGACGUAGUAGGCGAUCAAGUGGUGGUCACAGCUCUUGCGGAUCUCUUCCAUGCCAGAGAGUUUAAUAGGGCAAGCAGCUUUUUCAACACUAGCGACUUCCUUCGCGUAUGUACUGCCAAGGAGGAAGAGAUAGACCUCGACCGCGAUGUCGUCUACUGCCAGAAGACCGUACGUCACAUUAACGAGUCAGCGGAUAAGGGAUGCAAUUGGUGUAAAUGUAUUCAAAAAGCAUACAUGUUAGACCACGCCACAAUCGAAGGAUUUAUAGACCCAGACGACGGUUGUACUAUUAGCCUAAGUCGAGAUUCUUUGUACGAACCCACGCCAACAGGCCACAAUAGCUAUCGACUCUCUCUACGUCACAGAAACCUUGCGUCGGACUCGGCCUGUCGUCAUCUGUUUGCUUUCACUAGUCAUAGUACCAUCACAGCGUCGCUUGUCACGGCACGACCCCGUCAGGCCAUACUAGACACGCCCGCAGCUGUGCAAGAGAUGAGAACCUGGCUCGCAGAAUGUCGCCUUCAUGACUGCUGUCCCUUGGACAAUGAUGUGGUCUUACCAACACGGGUAAUAGAAAUCUCACCUGCUGCUUCCCCGGAUUCUCCACGAAUACUGGUCACGAAUGGCUGCCAAGGUCAAUAUGCAGCUCUGUCAUACUGCUGGGGAAAAAGGCCAUACGGACAUCUUCAAAACUCGAACCUGGAUAAGUAUACAAGUCGUCUGGAUGUUUUAGCUCUGCCCCAAACCCUUCGAGAAGCGAUCAAGGUUGUAAAAGACCUCGGAAUUCCCUACCUGUGGAUCGAUGCGCUAUGUAUUAUCCAAGACUCGGAUACCGACAAGCAACACGAAAUGGCUACUAUGCAAUGGAUUUAUAAAAAUGCUCUUAUUACUAUAGUCGUCGCUCGGUCUAACGAUGUGACAAAUGGCUUUCUUCAACCAUGCCAUCAACUGUGGACCGCUUAUACCAUCCCGUUCAGGGUAUCAUCAAACUUAUUUGGAACCGUCUCGUUCUCAGCCAUGGAGGAGAUACACCACGAAGAGUCCCUCGAGCCUAUAAAUGACCGCGGUUGGACCUUACAGGAGCAAAUCUUAUCAACUCGAUCCCUCUACUUUGCUUCACACACUCUUCAGUGGCGAUGUUCACGAGGAGUGCAAAAUUUGGGCGGAUCAUUGCACCUCACCAGAUGGCUAGAGAAAUCCAUACAAGAUAUGAAGUAUGGAGCAUUAUACCCCUUCCAGAGCAACCUCGAGUGCUGGGCGGAAAUUGUCCAAAACUACUCUAGACGUUCCAUGGCUCUUUUGAGCGACAAAUUAAACGGUAUCGCUGCAGUCGCACAAGACUUUGCACCAAUGCUAGGUCCGCACUAUUACGCCGGGAUUUGGGGGAAAUCUCUACUCUCGCAGCUUCUGUGGUCCAGCUAUACCAAUCCUCCACAACCGCUCGCGUACCGCGCUCCAUCGUGGUCCUGGGCUUCGCGCGACGGUGGAGUGCACAUGAACAUAGUGGCAUCACGACUAGCUGAAAUCGAUAUUGAGAUAUGCAGCAUUGUUCGAGUCUCGAUGAAUCUGAGGGUCAACACAUCGCCCUUUGGUGAAAUUUUCUCAGCUUCAAUUGAAUUGAGAGGUCAAUUGCGACGAGCGUGUUUACAAAGGUCUCCGCAGGAGAGCAUCCAUGAUAAAAUGGUUCUGAGACUGGCAUGGGUAGAUGAAGGCGAGCGGGCAUCUAAGGAUCAAAGAACCCUUUUAACGACGGAAGGCUUCCAUCUCGAUAAUUACGACGGCCUUGACCUUCCUACAGAGGUUUGGGGUAUGCCACUUAUGACGAACCGCGAUGGGAUUGUGAGCGGACUGUUGCUUGUACCGACAGUUGAAGAUUCAUAUAAAAGAGUUGGAAUCUUUUCCAAUAUAACGUUACCAUUAUUCGAUCAGCUACAUGAAGUAGAGAUUACAAUCGUAUAG